This is a messenger RNA of Stegodyphus dumicola, 4422 nucleotides long. RefSeq names its product ethanolaminephosphotransferase 1-like. Gene Ontology annotation, molecular function: ethanolaminephosphotransferase activity. Gene Ontology annotation, cellular component: endoplasmic reticulum membrane; Golgi apparatus. NCBI's taxonomy places the organism in Eukaryota, Metazoa, Arthropoda, Arachnida, Araneae, Eresidae. The record is from RefSeq and is a predicted model, not a curated record. Gene Ontology annotation, biological process: phosphatidylethanolamine biosynthetic process.
UGUUCUUAUUUUUUUAAUAUUAUCUUUUAUUAAAACUAAAUCAAAACCUUUUUUUACAGUACAGUGCAAUAGAUACAAAUCCAUUGAGCAACUAUGUCAUGCAUCCAUUUUGGAACCAAGUUGUUAAGUUGGUGCCAACGUGGUUAGCACCUAAUGUUUUAACAUUUACUGGAUUCCUUCUCACUCUAUUAAAUGCCAUUCUUCUUGCGGUGUAUGACUACAAUUUUUGUGCUUCCAGUGAUUCUGUUCCAACAUCACUUCCUGUUCCUCAAUGGGUGUGGUUAGUUUGUGCCAUCAAUCAUUUUCUGGCCCAUACAUUAGAUGGCAUUGAUGGCAAGCAUGCUCGUCGGACAAAUUCUUCAGGCCCUUUGGGAGAAAUUAUGGAUCAUGGACUUGAUAGUUGGACGGCCUUAUUCAUGCCAACAUGUAUGUAUUCAGUGUUUGGUUGUGGAGAAUAUAGCUGCAGUCCCCUCAGAGUAUUUUUUAUUUUAUGGAGUGUUCACUUGUGCUUUAUAUUUUCUCACUGGGAGAAAUACAAUACUGGAGUACUCUAUCUUCCAUGGGGUUAUGAUAUUUCUCAAAUGGUUUUACUGUUGACAUUUUUAGUUACAUAUUUCAAAUCCUAUAGGUAUUGGAAAUUUACUGUCCCAUUCUUAAAUAUAGGAAGUGGAGAAGUUAUUGAAAUAUUAAUCUAUGGAGGAACAUUUGCUAUGUCAUUGCCAGUGAGCUUGUAUAACAUACACUGUGCUUACAAAAAAGGAGAAUUAAAGCAGAAGUCUUUGUGGGAAGCUAUGAGACCACUGAUGCCUGUAUUUCUGCUUUUUUUAAGCACCUCAAUAUGGGCAGUGUAUUCUCCUACAGAUAUUAUACAUAAUGAUCCAAGAGUGUUCUACUGGUUUGUUGGGACAGUCUUUUCAAAUAUUGCUUGCCGAUUGAUUGUUAGUCAGAUGAGUUCAACAAGGUGUGAAGCUUUCAACUGGUUAUUUUACCCUAUUGGACUAGCAUUAAUUUUUAUUUUUUCAUGUUCUCAUCAAAGUAAAACUGAAGUGUUCAUUGCAUGGGCAUUGUUUAUCUUAUCAGUUGUAGCCCAUAUCCAUUAUGGUGUUUGUGUGGUGCAACAGAUGUGUCGGCAUUUUAGAAUACAUUGCUUUUCAUUGAAGAAAAGUGUAAAAGAUUGAUGAAGCACCAUUCAUGGACUUACAGUUGCACUAUUAUAUAAUUGUACACAUUAGAAAUUUUAUGUGAAGCAAGUGUGAUGGCUCUAGUUUUAAAGGACAUAAAUUUUCCAUUUCAUCUGACAUUCAUGUGAUUAUUUUUUGUUAUAAAUUAUUUUGUUUGCAAGAAUCUUCAGUACUUUUUAUAAAUAAACAAGUGUUUUCCACUUGAUCUAUAUAUAUAUAUAAAUAUAUAUAUAUACACAUUAUAUAUUUUAUUAUUAAUAUUUUUUAAUUUUAGUUUAAAUGUAUGCAUUUAGGCUGCUUAUGAAGCUCAUCACAUGCCAAAAUAUUGAUUAUAACUAAAAAUAUAUCAUUUAGUGUAGCGUAUAUAAUUAUAUAUACAUUAUAUGUAAAUUAUCUACUUUUAAAUCAGAUUGAUUUAUCAUUUGAUAUAGCUAUUUUUACUUUGCUACUUACUAAGAUUUAAGAGUAAUUUUAUUUAUUUUAUGUACCCUCAAAUGUGCAUCUUUGAUUUCUGUAAUGUAAUCCAUCUCUUUAAGGAACAUAAGCUGUAAAUAAUUAUUCUGUAAGAGAAUUCGCAAACUUUCAGUUGCUUCAAGGUGUUAUGUUGAUUGUGAAAUCUUGCAUGGUUUGUGAUAUUUGAAAAGAAAAUUGUGAUUCUAAGUUUUGUCAUGAAAUGCUGUUACUUACUCAACUAGUCUUAAAAAUCUUUGGAUAUGUUUUUGUAAAUAUAUUGAAUUUAAUGUUAGUGAUGAGUGUAAACCUUUGUCUUUUUCACCCCAAGAAACUGUGUUUUAAUCUUGAAGAAAAAGUAUAUUUACUGUGAAUUUAUAAAUUCUUACACAUAUAUGAAAGUGAACAUCCCUUUUCGUUAUAAUUCAUAUGAAUCCAAAGGAUGCAAUAAAAUUUUUAUGAAUGUGCAAAGAAUUAUAUAUGUUCAUUAAAAAUUUUUUUAUCAAUUAUUUUUUAGAAUAAUUAAUAUCUAAAACAUCUGAUGUAUUUUGUGUUGGAAACUGCUUGAUAUUUUUAGUAAUAUGUUGUUUUAUUUGUAAUCAAAUGUAAAUCAGCUUUUCUUUGCAUAAUAAAAUGUUAUUGCAUAAUAUAUUAUUAUGAAUUAAGGAAUUAUUUUUUAAUUUCUGUAAUAGAAAUUUUCUAGAUGUCUGUAUAUCAUAUUUGCUAAUUUCUGUAAUAGACAUACCCUAAAUACACAUAAGUCAUUGUUUUUGCUGUAUUUUCAGAUUUUGAAAAGGCAAUAGUUUAUCAUUAUAUAUAAAAAGUGUUUUAUACUUGUUAUGCAUGUUAUAUAUGCAGUGCAUUUUAAAAAUUAUUAUGUAUAUCGUAUUACAUAAAACUAUAUAUAUAUAUAUAUAUAUCAUGAUGUAUGUAUUUCAGGCAUGUGGCUAAUUAAGUAUGUACUUUGAAAAGGUGAAUCAACUUAAAUAAAUGAUGAAUGUUCAAAUAUUUUCAUUUCGAUCAGGGCUUAAAGCUGAGUUCUUCUUAAUAAUAGUAGCCUAGCAUGUUUUUUUCUUCAUUUUGAUAACAUCUUGCUGUUCCUUGGCAAUUAUGUGUCAUAUAUUAAGAAACAUUUUAUAUUUUAAUACAUAAAGGUUCAAUAUAAAUAUUUAUAUGUUAUUUUUAUACAGUUACUUAAUGUACAAAUCAUUGAAAUAUUUGUAAUUAAUGCAACCUAUGAUUGUUGAACCAAAAAUAUCUAAAGUAAACAAACUUCAUUAAACUUUGUAAUGUAGUGGUAUUUGCAAUAUAUAUUAAUAUAUGUAUGUAUAUUAUCUGUAGCACACUUUAUUGCAUAUGUAAUAUUUAAAACUGUCAUGUAUAAUUUUUUAAUGCUGUAGCUCACAAAUUUUUGUCACUAUAUAUUCUGCAUUUGAUUAAACUAUACUUUCUUUUCUAAGUUAAAGUACCAUACUGAUUAAUGAUUAAUUGGAUGAGUUAAAGCAACAACGAUUAGCAUAAUGUUUAUAAAUUUGCAGAACUAAUUUCAAAGGUUUUGAUAUAGACCUUUCUGCAGCUCAAGAAGGCACUAUAUAUAAAUCUUUAAAAGUAGUCCUGCAAAUUUAUAAAUAUUAUGCUGAUUUUUGUUGCUUUAACUCCUCUGAUUAAUUAUACUUUCUUGUGUUAUUCAUUUAUUUCUCUGUCACAGAAAGUUCAUUCAAUCAGGUUGUAUUUUUUUUUUUUUUUUUAAUAUACACAUAGAUACCAGGUCACAUAAAUUCUUUAUAUGGAAAAAAAAAGUUAAUUGUUUGGAUCUUGUGUAAAGAAACUAAAAUUGUUUGGCUGAAAAAAACAAGAACUGUUUUUUUUAAACCAUUAUCUGGUUCUGAUGGUGAUUACUUUGCAUUUCAAUUAAUGUUGAUAUAAGUGAGAUCUAAUUGCUGUAUAAUGAAUGCAGCUGUUAUAUAAUUUUCCAAAUGAAUUAAAAUCAUUCAAGAUUGGGAGGUAUUGAUGAGAAAGUAUGCCAAAUAAAUGGGGUUGUUUUUUCCUAUGUCAAAAAGUUAUGUUUAGUGAUAAGUCUGAAUUUGAAAUGUUUAAUUUAGUUAUUGAAAUUUUUUAUGUUAAAUUUAUUAUUAUUUUGUAUUAAAUGAGAAAUUAUUUUUAUAUGUAAAAUUUGGCUUUUGUUUCAAUUAAGUGUGUAGCAAAAUAUCUAAUCAUUAUUUAUUAAAGCCUUUUAUUCGCAUAAAGAUAUUUAAUGACUCAUCUCUCUUUUAUUUAUUUGCUUCUCCUCCCCAAAACAAUAAUGAGACUAAUUUUCCUUUCUGCUAGUUUGUUUAACCUAUAACUUGCUUGUUAUGUAUAUUGUAUAUUAUUUUGGCCAUUGUUCUUGUUCUGAGGAGAGAAAAUUUCUGUUGUUUUAGAAAAGGACUUGCAGUAUUUUAAGUGUAUAUAUAAAGGGGAACUUCCUUCUGCAGACAUUUGUGAACUUGCGAUAAAGGUAUCGUAACUUUUCAGGUAGUGCAUUCCUUCCCACAAAAAGAUAAUGUAACUGUCCUGAUAAAUAAUAGGCAACUUAAUUUUAAGUUUAAAAGGAUGUAUAUAUCUCGUAAUAAUGAUUUGGUUCUUAUUGAACUGAAUCAAAGUUAAAUAAUCUUUUAAUUCUUUUUUGGGGGAACGCAUAUCUGUGCUAUUUAAAAUACUCCAGUAAGGUGUCUAGCUGAGUAAAAGAAGUGGCAAGAAAACUUAUUUGCUGUUGAAUAUUUUGCAUAUACAAUAAAAUUCUGUGAUUUAA